AUGAUUAUUACUGGAGGUGAUACAGAGGAAAUCGAGAGACUUAAGGGGAGCCUAUUCCAGGAAUUCGAGAUGAAGGGCUUGGGGAACCUUAAGUACUUCUUGGGGAUAGAGGUGUUGAGAUCUGAAUGGGGAAUUUUCUUGAGACAGAAGAAAUACACCUUGGAUAUUCUGGCUGAAACAGGACUUCUAGAUUGCAAACUGGUUGACACACCAAUCCUAGUGAAUCACGACUUACAAAUCUCAGAAGGCGCGGAACUAGCAAAUCAAGGCAAAUAUCAACGCCUAGUUGGGAAACUCAUCUACCUUUCCCAAACUAGACCUGAUAUCUCCUAUGCAGUGGGGAUCGUGAGUCAGUUCAUGCAUAGAUCACAGAAGGAUCACUAUGAAGCAGCAUUAAGAAUCGUCAAAUAUCUCAAGGAAACUGUUGGACAUGGAAUAAUGUUCAAGAAGAACAAACAAGGAGGGGUCUACGGAUAUACUGAUGCUGAUUGGGCGAGUAAUCCAGUAGAUAGGAGAUCGAAAGUUGGCUAUUUCACCUUUGUUGACGGUAAUCUAGUCACUUGGAGGAGCAAAAGCAGAAGGUGGUCGCUCUAUCCAGUGCUGCAGUAG
Molecule: messenger RNA, 609 nt
Organism: Salvia splendens (bonfire salvia)
Lineage: Eukaryota; Viridiplantae; Streptophyta; Magnoliopsida; Lamiales; Lamiaceae
Exons: 1
Coding region: 1-609 (202 amino acids)
Source: RefSeq, a predicted model, not a curated record